AUGGACCCUCAGUAUGCUACCGUUGACCAGUUAGCUGAGAUUACCGAUACCAUGGCGUCACUUAGGGACGCUAUCUUGGGACUGGGUCAGAGGAUUGAUAGGCACCAGGCCCAGCCAUUGCCGAUUCCAGGGAGCACCCUGCAUGACUCUACCACACCACCACCACCACCACCACCACCAUCUGGGCCAUCUGGACCUACUAUACAGCAGGACUACAUAGUUCCACCACCACCACCACCACCGGUUCAGUCAGCUCCCCAGGGUGGAGCAUUUGUGUUGCAUGGUCAGACUGAGACUACGCCGCAUUCUGUUGUGGCACCAGCACAGAUUGUUGAUGAUACCCAGGCUCGGAUUGACAGGAAUGAGCAGAGAAUGAGAUCACUACAUGUUUCUGAUGGGAUGAUGAGGUGGGAUGGAUAUGAUGAUCUGCCAGUAGUAGCUUUGCCUGUUGAGUUCCGCAUGCCGGACAUUGAGAGAUACACGGGGAUAGGGUGCCCCCGUAUUCACUUGCAGUUAUACAGCACUGUUAUGCGCGGGCAUAGACUGGAUGAGGCACAAAUGAUUAUGUUAUUCCCUCUAUCAUUGAGCGGUGCUGCUCAGUGUUGGUUUGCCUCAUUGGACCCUUCGAGACGUAGGACAUGGGCUGAUUUGGGACAGGAAUUUAUUAGACAGUAUUCUUUCAAUACUAUAGUGGAUGUAUCCCGGAGGGAGUUAGAGGCCCUUAGACAGGGGCCGGAUGAGUCAGUUACUUCAUUCAUUUCCCGUUGGAGGGAGAAGAUAGCACAGACUAUUGAUAGUCCUUCAGAGCGCGAUCAGAUCAGUAUGAUUAUGCGUAGCCUUCAGCCCCGCUUUGCUAGGCAUCUCAUGGGCUUCCCUCAGACAGACUUUGGCUCGUUAGUGCAGGCCCUCUAUGGUAUUGAGGAGGGUAUAUCUAGAGGUUUAUGGGCAGAUUCUUCCCCUUCAGACUCAAAGGGGAAGAAGUCAGGAUCAGGCCCCAGGCCCUCAGAUAUGAUACAGCAUGAUCAGUAUAGACCAGUUGCUCUCAUUAGGCCAGUAGGGCCUACUUAUCUACAUCCGUCACCACAGCCGGUAUAUGCUACACAGGCACCCCAGAGGCCACCUAUGCAGUUCCAUCAUCAGUAUAGAGCACCGCCUCCACUGAGGCCAGUUAGACGGACACAGCUUAGGAUGCCACUGAGCCGAGCUUUUCAGAGAUUGAGAGCAGGCCAUGAUACAGACAGUUGUUCAGCACUGAGACAUGCCAUUCAGGAUUUGAUAGAUCAGGGCUUGGUUGAUUUGGGGCGCCCGAGUGUGGCCACAGACCCGCUACCUACUCAUGACACUAGAGCAGUACCUCCACCCUCGGAAAGGGUACAUUUGAUUGAGUUUGCAGGGGAUGAGAUAUUUAUGAUGGGUUGGGAUGGAGAGGCUCCUCAGCCGAUCAGUCUAUAUGAGGAGUCAGAUUUUGUUGGAUAUAUACCUAGACAGCAGAUCCCCAGGCCAUUCAGUUUGACCCCGGACGAAAUUUAUGGGCCGCCUCCAGUAUCACCGGUGUACUUACAACAUGUGCCACCUAUGACACCCUUCAUUAUGUUCCCAGAGGAAUAUAGGCCCCCUCAUAGAGAUGUUCAGAUAGUUACACGAAGUGGAAGGGUAGCACAACCUCCACCCGUUGACAGGCCAUUUGCUGGUAUAGCUGCCAGAUAG
Molecule: messenger RNA, 1707 nt
Organism: Vitis riparia (riverbank grape)
Lineage: Eukaryota; Viridiplantae; Streptophyta; Magnoliopsida; Vitales; Vitaceae
Exons: 3
Coding region: 1-1707 (568 amino acids)
Source: RefSeq, a predicted model, not a curated record